AUGGAGGCGUUCGCCCUGCCCCCCUCACCCCCAUGUCUGAUGCACUGUGAGGAGAAUGUUCGCCAGUCCCAUUUUGCUCCAGGGCUGUUACGAAGACCAGGACUGUCUGUGUUAAAGCACAGAGAGGGCAGAGCAGAUCUCUCCAACGCUCAGUAUUUGAGGGCAGUGAGUUUGGAACGUUCCCACAGCCGGGUCACAGCUGCUGGCCAGAGUCCCAGGAGCCUGGCUGGUAAACAUGAGAGCCUGGAGCCGCUGGUGUCCCACUGUGGUCAUGUCUGUCCCCACUGGCAAGCAGUGAAAGAGCUGGGCCUGGAGGGGAAAGUGACCCACAAGCAGGUCAGUAAGAAGUGGGAGAACCUGAAGAAGCGCUACAAGGGACCCAAAGACUGGCUCAGGCACAGAUAG
Molecule: messenger RNA, 405 nt
Organism: Knipowitschia caucasica
Lineage: Eukaryota; Metazoa; Chordata; Actinopteri; Gobiiformes; Gobiidae
Source: the annotation of a GenBank genome assembly